Messenger RNA from Leishmania mexicana MHOM/GT/2001/U1103, 2082 nucleotides. RefSeq lists its product as hypothetical. Gene Ontology annotation, biological process: transcription initiation at RNA polymerase III promoter. Lineage: Eukaryota; Euglenozoa; Kinetoplastea; Trypanosomatida; Trypanosomatidae. The transcript has a single exon. The record is from RefSeq and is a predicted model, not a curated record. Gene Ontology annotation, cellular component: transcription factor TFIIIC complex. The coding region runs from base 1 to 2082 and encodes 693 amino acids.
AUGGCCGCUCCACAUGGCUCCCCUGCCGCCGCCGGCAGUGAGAAGCCUGCGAUGCCGGCGUUUCGCAGCUACAUUAGUGUUGAGCUGCCCUUCGCCGUGACUCCAACCGUCACCACAUCGUCGGCGAUGCUCGACGGCACAGAUCACCCGAGUACGUCGGCACACGCGGGAGAGCGGCGCGAGGUGGAGGCCUUCCUGCCGGCGUCGUUUGUCGUUCCAUGUCUUCACCGCGCCACGCCACAGCAAACGACAGCUCGCGGCGAUGCGGGGGCCGCGCACGACAGCGCGGAGGAGCCAGGAGAUGAUGAUGGCGCCGACGAUGUGCCGAGUAGCAGUAGCGGCAGCGACAGCGACGAGAGUGCGUCGCGCGCCCUCCCACCCACUGUGGCGAAGCGGACAGCUGUCCAGGCGGCGCGCGGUGUGGGCGGACAGCGGACGGAGCUGCAUCUCCUCACGCGCCAUCACCACCACUACUGUACCGUGCCAAUCUUCAGCGGGUGGCGCAGCACGAACUGGGGCAGCGGCAGCGACGAGGAGGAUGAAGGGGACCGUGCAAGCGACACCGGAGUCAGCGGGGACAGGUGCGCGGAUGAGCAAGAUGCAGCGGAGGCGGCGCACCUGCAAGCGCAGAAGCGCCGCCGCCGCGAGGUAUUCGCCUCGAUGGAGCCGCAGUUGCUUCUCAACGGGUACUACCGCAACGACCUGUUGCUGCGGGUGCGCCAGCGCCGCCGCAUCCGCCGGUACCGCGACCCCGUCACCAACGCCGUGCUUCGCGAGGAGGAAGUAGACAGCGCGGAGGAGGGGCAAGGGGGAUCUGCGCACGACGACACGGACGCGCGUGACACGGCCAGGACGAGUGGCCUGAGUGCGGAGGUGGUUGGGGUAGUGUCGCGCGAGAUGGAGCUGGCACGUCCAGCCGACUUUACAUUUGCGCUCUUCACACCGGAGCAGCUGCAGGCGGCGCCGUCGCUCUGCGGCGCGGACGUCUUUCCGCCGCAGCACUUCUUGAGCGCGCGGGCCCCGUUCGAGGUGAGAUACGAGCCCGGCAGAGACCCGAACACCGCCGUGGCGACCGUCUCGGCAACGGCAGCGCCGAGAGACGACCGGCUCGCGGUGGAUGCCAACGGUGACGCGGCAGCGGCGCAGUACGACUUUGCGACGCUGCCAACCAUCAGCAUCAGCGCGGAGGAAUCGACCGUGUUGCCGACGCGACAGGCGGCGCACAACAGCUUCCUGCGCUCGAUGGGAAGCUCCCUCGAUGGCGGGCUCGACACUGACCCGCCCGAGGUUCAAAUGAUGGUGCGCCUGCUGGCGGAGCGGCCGUCGUGGGUGGUGCAGGACCUGCAGGACGCCAUGCUGCAGUCGGGCCUGUGCCCGCGCGCGUACCGCAACAAGCAGGUGAUGCAGUGCUUCACGUACCUCAUUCGCAACGGCCCGUUCAACCGCCUGCGGCUGCGACUCGGCUAUGACCCGUACGCGAGCGCCAGCAGCGUCGUGUACGAGCGCAUUACGGUGCGGCUGCUGCGCCGCUCCGACGUCGGUGUGCGACUACGGGACGUGUCGCGCUCGCCUCACAUUGAAAGCGUGCUGCGGCUGCUGCUCGAGCGCGACAGGGUGCGGCGCGUCGAGUACAAGAGCCUGCCAGGCCACGCGCGCCGUCAGACGCUGCUGGAGAUGCAGUGCCGCAACAUACGCCGCGGGCAGCUCUACGUCCCGUUCCAACUCGCCGACGUGAUGGACGACCCGUACAUGGCGGACGUGGUGCGCUGCGUCGAGUCCGCGGCUGCGCCGAUGGAGUUGGCGCGGCGUGGGCAGCGGCGCGGCUGGCUCAGUGAGGCAGCGUACUCGCGCGCCAUGGCCCACUACUCCGACGCGCUAGUGGCGCUGCUGGAGGAGGAGGUCGAACCGCGGCUGCGCAAGUUACAGGGCGAGGAGGACGCUGAGGGGAACGCAACGAACGAUGAUAAGGCCGCCGAGAGCAGCACCUCCUCGUCCAGGGACGAGGAAAUGGAGGACGAGGACGACUCGGCCAUAUUCUCCGUCUCCGCCGGCGACCUCUCCGAAGCGGAGGACGACGAGUAA